Linepithema humile (Argentine ant) is the source of this 2826-nucleotide messenger RNA. Its product is annotated as torsin-1A-like. The record is from RefSeq and is a predicted model, not a curated record. Gene Ontology annotation, molecular function: ATP hydrolysis activity; ATP binding. Gene Ontology annotation, biological process: cellular response to misfolded protein. Lineage: Eukaryota; Metazoa; Arthropoda; Insecta; Hymenoptera; Formicidae.
ACGAAACAUGAAGUGCAUGGACAAUAAACUAACUAACACAUGUAAGCCGGGUUCGAACUUUUAUUUUAAAUUUUGUGUAAGUCAAAACUCGAUUUGCAUUUGAAUUUUUGUUAAUACUCGAUACUGGACAUACGCGAUUAAUGUAAAUAUACUAGUUUGCAAGUUAUAAAUACAGUUAAAUUUGAUUAAAAACUGUACCACAUGCUUGUGAUGGGUAUCAAUAGCAGGCAGCAUUCCUACAUCAGAUCUGAUAUAUGAGUAAUGUGGGAAAGAAGACAAAAAUAUUACGUCGUUAAUAAUUAAACAUGAAUUUUCUCGGUUUUGUUUUAUUUAUUUUCACGUUCGUUACAUGUACACGAUGUGCAAUUAUAUCAUAUAUGGCCGGUUCUGCAUUAGGGAGCUUAGGUUAUUAUGCCUAUAAAAAGUACGAAUGCAUGUACUGGGAAUGCUGUACAGACGAAUAUAUUCAUUCUGACUUAGACAGACUAGAAUAUAUGUUGUCUGCUAAUUUGUUUGGACAACAAAUUGCUCAUGAAACAAUCAUAAAUGGCUUGCGAGGACACUUGGGAAAUAAGGAUUCACAGAAGGCACUGGUUAUGAGUUUUCAUGGCACUCCAGGAACUGGCAAGAAUUAUGUGGCGCAAAUGAUUGCUACAGUUUUCUAUGAAAAGGGUAUUCAAAGUCAAUAUUACCACUUUUUCAAUGGCCGCAAUGAUUUUCCUCUAGAGGAAAAAGUAAAUCAAUACAAGGAGGACCUGUACAAAAUCAUUUCCAACAGUUUGACAAAAUGUGACAGAUCGAUGUUUGUGUUUGACGAAGUGGAUAAGAUGCCGGAAGGUUUGCUGAACGUGUUGGUUCCCUUUCUAGACUACAGCAAUUAUCAUAAAUCUUCAAUGCGUAGUGAGACCUUGUAUCAGGGCAGAGCUAUUUUUAUAUUCCUUUCGAAUACCGGCAGCAGUCAAAUAGUGCAGCAACUCACAAACCUAUGGGAAAAGGGAAAGAAACGAGAGGAUACCGAGCUGCAGGAUUUUGAACAACUGAUAGCUAACGGAGCAUUCCAGGAGAAGGGUGGUUUCCAUCAGAGUGAUACUAUACAAACCAGUGUGAUUGAUCAUUAUGUACCUUUUUUACCUCUCGAGGAAGUACAUGUUAGAAAGUGUUUAAAAAAAGCCUUCUCCCAGCGAGGAGCCACUCCAACCAAGGAGCUUAUAGAAGAGGCACUUUCGUAUUUGACUUUUGGUCCUGAACCGUAUAAUCUCUAUUCGAUGGCUGGAUGCAAAAGAAUAGAACAGAAAGUUGCUGCUCUUGUGUAUCGUGACAAGCAGCCUGAAACUAAUUAAGGUAAUUUGAAACUUUUUAAUGUUUAAAAUAAUAAAUAAUAAAAUGAUAAAUGAUAAUUAUGAAAACCAUUGUAUAAGUAUUUAUAUAACAUCUCGAUAAGAUCCUUUAUUGAUAGAAUUUCUUAUUGGCACACUCAGAAAAAUAUGUCUAACAAUUAAAAAAAUAAUAAAAUUAAUUUCAUACUUACAAUAAAAUAGAUAUAUACUAGAAAGUUAAAUAUAUUUUUGUAUACAUAUUUGUGUAUCUAUAUAUAGGAGUUCGACAACUGGUGAUGUAAUUAAUGAAAAGAGAUAAAUUCCACUUUUAUCAUAAAUUUGUCACAACUAUUUAAUUAAAUUAAUUUAUUUCUUGGAGCAACGAUAUGCUACAUAGAGUAAAUUAUGCAGUUGACAAGAUUUGGGGUAUAUUUCUCCAACAGCUUUUGAACUUAAUAUCUAAAUUAUUAUUCCAUGGAUAGAAUCUUAAUUGGCACCGUAAUUGAGCUUGUAAUAAGCUAACAGGUAGACUUCUUGGGCAGCUUUUUUAUGAGCUUUUAGUUCGCCGUUGCUCUAAGUAAUAUAACAUAUUUCAGAGCAAAGAAUUUGAUGCAGAAUUAACGUUUUUAAACAUUAUGAAAGUUAAUAAUUGAAAAGUUAAUAAUGAAGGUUAAUAAUGAAAAAUGUAGAAUAUCAAGUGUCAUAAAUUUAAACGUUUGCAAAAUGAAUAGUAGCUUUUAGAAUCAUAAUUAAGCAAUGAGAAAUUGUAUUUCUUUGUUCUCCAUUUAUCGAACAUCCUGUAUAUAAUUUGAAUUAUACAUUUGUUCGCAAUUCAAAUGUAAACUAGAAAGUAUCUAUUAAUACAGAGAAGAUUAUAGUAUAUACAACUGAUGUCUGGCAAUUGACUCUGAAUCUAAUCAUAAAGAAGAAAGUUAUCGGUAAUAUAUGUAUGUAUAUAAGCCGCCGUCUAAACAGUAUGUUCAUAAAAAAGUGAGAAUCGACAGUAUAACUUUUGGAAAAUAAACUUUUUAUUAAAUAAAAUUGAGAAUUAUGUCGUUAUAAACGUUUUAAUUUCAAUUCUUUAAUAAAAACGUUUUAAUUUCAAUUCUUUAAUAAAAAUUCAAGAUUUUCACAAAUUUUGAAAUCCCGUUGAAUUCCCAUUUUUAGGAACAUCUUAUAUGAAAUAUAUAUGCAUAUACACAUACAUGUAUAUUCUAAAUACACUUCCAGAUGAACAACUUUAAUCUUUAUGAUAUCGCUACUUAAAGAUAAUCAGGAAUGCCGCAUCGCAGUAAAAAAUAAUUGUCAUUUUUAUAUAAUUCUAUACAUGUCGCUAAAAUAUAUUUGUCUAAGCGUAGCGUCGGGGCAUACACUACAUCGGUGUACUUGUAAUGCGUUCGGAACUCGUAAAACAUAAGAGAACUGUAACAUCGAAGUUGCGCAUGUGAUGCAUGAAUCGUGCGUCUAUCUAUAUUCUCUUUUUAUUAUACAACACAAGAAUGCCUCGCGA